Culex quinquefasciatus (southern house mosquito) is the source of this 1183-nucleotide messenger RNA. RefSeq names its product alpha-tocopherol transfer protein-like. Lineage: Eukaryota; Metazoa; Arthropoda; Insecta; Diptera; Culicidae. The record is from RefSeq and is a predicted model, not a curated record. Gene Ontology annotation, molecular function: phosphatidylinositol bisphosphate binding. Gene Ontology annotation, cellular component: membrane. The transcript is spliced from 8 exons. The coding region runs from base 116 to 1096 and encodes 326 amino acids.
AUUUUGCUCCUUAUGAAACCCUUCAUGAAACGUGAACUGUACGAAGUGUUGCAUUUGCACAGUACAAACGAAGCUUUGCAAAAAUUUGUACCGCCAAAUUGUCUCCCGAGCGAGUAUGGAGGUACUGCUGGUCCAUUUAAGCCAUUUAGAGAUGAGUUUUACGGAAAAUUACUUGCAAAUCGUGAAGCAAUACUUCGAGGAGAGACGGAGAAACAAGUGGUGGAAAGUGAACGAGAAUCACGUGGGAAUGGAUGGUUUAGCAUGUUUCGCAGAUAACAGGUUGAGAUCCGAUGUGCAAGUGUUGAUCGAGUGGGUCCAAACGCAGCCCCAUCUACCGGAGAUAUCAGAAUACGAACUAAUCCUGUUUUUACAUUCAAAUUAUUAUGAAAUGGAGGCAACGAAAAAAACUAUCGAGGCAUAUUACACAUUUCGGACAACCUGUAAAGACAUGUUUGUAGACAAGGAUGUUUGUUCAGCACCGGUCCAACAAGCAAUGGAUAUCACAGCUAUCACCACAUUACCAAAAUUAACUCAAGAAAAUUACAGAGUAAUUUUUGCGAAAAUCAUCGACACCGAUGCUAGUAAAUUUGUUCUUCCAACAAUAUUCAAAUUUGGCUUCACCUGCGUCGACAUCGAUAUUUGGGAAAACGGAUGCUCCGAAGGAUACGUUCUGAUAAUCGACACCAAAACUCUUCACAUUGGUCAUCUCCCAAAAAUAGGACUUUUUACGGUGAAAAAUUUCGUUUACUACAUCCAGGAAGCACUCCCGCUUCGCCUCAAAGCAGUGCAUUUCAUUAAUAUGGUUCCAAUGAUUGAGAGAAUUCUGGCUAUGGCGAGACCAUUCUUAAAGAAAGAAUUGCUGGAAAUGAUCCAUUUUCACACCAACGUCGAGGGUUUAUUUCCCUUCAUUUCGCAACGAGAUCUGCCCGUUGAAUAUGGAGGAGAUUCGGAGUCAUUGUUGGUUGCAAAAAAGAAAAUGGACGAUAAAGUAAUGGAACUUAGAGACUUCAUAUUGAGCAAAGAACAUACGCAAAGGAUUGAUGAAAGCAAACGUAUCAAGACUAAGAGCUUGUUUAAUCUGUUUGGUGCAUUUUAGUUUUGAGUUAGAAUUAAAUAGUAUAUAAAAGUAAAUUGGGACUGAAAAUGUUGUUUUCAAAAGAGGUCAAUAAAAUGGAAAUAUCAA